AUGACAGAUGCCUCAAUGAAUGAUGUUGGCCCUCCCGUGUUCAUCCAGAUCGAGGGCACUUGCGAACUUUUGGGCGAAUUUGGCGCCUUUGGGUGGUGGCUGCAGGGUCUUCUGGGUGUAUUGUCCUUCGGUUCGCUCCUAGCUAAGCGCUGGAGAGAGCGGCCCAGAAGGACAUGGAAGGUUUUUAUUUUCGAUUGCGCGAAGCAGGCAUCGGGCGGUUUUUUCAUCCACUUGCUAAACUUGGGUGGCGCGGGGCUGAUGGCCGCAAUGUUUAAACAGGAUGUUUGCGUUUGGUACUGGAUUAACAUCAUAGUGGACACCACCCUAGGCGUCUACGUUCAAUACGUAUUCCUUCGGGCUGCCCGCCGCUUCCUGAAGGGCGCCGCCUGCUUGGACUAUGGAGAGUACGGGAACCCCCCGCGGUGGUCAUCGUGUUUUACGCAAGCGCUUUCAUGGCAGGCGUUUUGCUUGCUCAUGAAACUCAGUGCCUCCAUCUUCAUGAUAGCAUUCCAGGGCCCUCUUGGUGAGCUGGGGGCUUCUUUGGAUGCGAAUCCAAACGCCAAACUGUUCGUGGUGAUGGUCGCGACCCCGCUGCUUAUGAACUGCUUGCAAUAUUGGCUCACCGACAGCUUCAUUAAGAAGAGCAUACUUCCCAACGUGCGGACCAUCCUCACAACCCAUGGCCUUUUUGAGCAUGUCCUGGAACUUCCUGCUGUAUCUGCUUGUGCAUCGCAGUCGGGACAUCCCCAUUUACAAUGUAGUUCAAACAACAGAAGAAGAUGUACCCACGAGUUGCAGCCGCCGCGAGUAGUGCAGCGGAUGCGAACUGCAAGGAAAGCCUGGAUUGUGAAACAAAAUGUCAACUCGAUAAACAUCAGCCCCAUGAUGCUUGGGUCAGGAGGAGUGAGCAUUUCUGCAAAAGCUAGAGAUGUAGACACAUAUGGGGCAUCUUCCAGCACACUUGAAGAAUGUGGUCCUGAUAAUAUGACUGCAGCAAGUAGGUUUGUAUACGUUGGCUUUGGUGGAGGCACAUGUAGAGCUUUAUUUCUCAUACAGGUCGGACAGGCGGCAAGAAGCAGCAAGAGUAUGGCUUUUGUGCACAUCUCUACGUGGCCUUCAAAAUUGCCACAUUGCUUGCGUACAGAUAGUAGCUAUAGAAUUCAGUGUGGCUGCAGGCUGGCAGCUCUGAUGCGCUGGCAGUUCUCUCUGGAUUUUAGGGCAGUCAGCCCGCGAGUAUUCGCAUCUAGGAAGUCUGGCAGAUCACAUGUUCAUCCUGAACGUGGCAGACAGUUGUUACUCUUAGAGCCGUGGUCUGCCUAA
Molecule: messenger RNA, 1320 nt
Organism: Cyclospora cayetanensis
Lineage: Eukaryota; Apicomplexa; Conoidasida; Eucoccidiorida; Eimeriidae
Exons: 10
Coding region: 1-1320 (439 amino acids)
Cellular component (GO): membrane
Source: RefSeq, a predicted model, not a curated record